This is a messenger RNA of Aspergillus candidus, 724 nucleotides long. RefSeq lists its product as uncharacterized. The transcript has a single exon. NCBI's taxonomy places the organism in Eukaryota, Fungi, Ascomycota, Eurotiomycetes, Eurotiales, Aspergillaceae. Bases 390 to 572 code for a protein of 60 amino acids. Gene Ontology annotation, molecular function: ferric iron binding. Gene Ontology annotation, biological process: intracellular iron ion homeostasis; iron ion transport. The record is from RefSeq and is a predicted model, not a curated record.
CUCAAACCGAUUCAUUGUUCCUCCCUCGUCUUUCAUUGAUUCUAUCUCUAUAUAUUCUGUGGGGUAACAAACAAAUAAACAACACAGCCGGUUCAGGCAUGCUCCCCAGUCCAAAGUAACUUCAGCAAGUGGGGUGACGAUGACCUCAUCAACCAUUUCUAAGACAUUCUCUACACACACAGCCCACCGGGGAAGAACUCGAUACUGCCUCAAUAUGGGUCCAGAAAGGUCCCCAGUUUCCUCCCAGCGGAUCCCUUCCGCUCGAUCGGCGGUGCUUUUUCAGUGGAGCUGGACGUGAGGACGAUCAACAAGCCUGAUGAUAGCACAAUCCUGCCCAAUUUAUACAUACUUCGAGCCCUGGUCGAUCGGAAGCGCUGAUUUGACCGGCUAUGUCUGGCCCUGGAGCGGUCAUUCGUGCUUUGUUCCGGGCACUGCAACCAUCUCUCGUUCCAGAACCCGACCGAUGUAUGUUUAGGCUGAUCGUCUGCUCACUGAUUUGCUGUGUUUGGCCACAAGGCGCAUUAUCCCAGUCCGGUCUCCAGUCUCCAUUGCCCAGGUUGUGGCAGUGGUAGGUAGUGCUAGUGGCCGUGUCAGUGGCAGUGGCGGGUGGCAGUGGGCCAACGCGACCCUUCCGAAUCCCACUGCCUCGCAACGAAUAUGCCCGAACUCAUCUUUCGCGGGUGGAGUAGCUCUGACCACUGAGCUAUAUGAAACUGGCUUGUAU